AGCAGCGCCAAGGACACCAACACAAAACAUUCUUACCGUUGAUAGACUCAUCCGGGAUACGAGUAUCUGUUCAGAGCAUACAUUAAAUAUAAAGAGACUGUCAUUGACCGAGAGACGGACUGUCGACAGGAUUGCACGAGUGUCAGCGGGUGGCAUCCAUAAAAAUGGCUCGACGACAUCUGACGGCCUUCAUCGCCUUGAUUGUUGCAUCAUUAUUCCUAUUUACAGGUCUUGUGCACUUUUCUGCUUUGCCUCAAGUCUCUUGGGCGCACGGCAGCAAUGAGGACGCGGUAUUAUAUGUGCAUUAUGACGGCACUGAAGUCGGGCGGCGGAAUCUCAAGUUUUUCGUCGACCACGCUUUACACAGGAACAUUGAUUUCUACUUCAUCAUCAAUGGUCAUGAAACACAGCAGGUCUUUCCAGAUGCUCCGAACAUUCACAUCAUCAGGCGCGAUAAUUCAUGCUACGACCUCGGGACACACGGUGUUGUCUUGCAGCAGGAUAAUGGAGCGCUCAUGAAGAAGUACAAGCGCUUCAUCCUAACAAACUCCUCUAUCCGUGGACCCUUCUUUCCCGCGUGGGCCCGACACAUCAAAAAGGCCUGCUGGACGGAGGUGAUGUUCUCAGCACUCAAGAACAAUGUGAAGCUUGUCGGACUGACUGCAAACUGCAUGGAAGGCAACAGAGAUGAGCAGCACUUGCAAUCAAUGAUGCUUGCUACCGAUAGGCAAGGCCUUGACGCUAUGAUGCCUUCGUUGCAGUGCUUCGGUGAUCGAGAUGACGCAAUCGUCAAUGGAGAGAUGGCCUUGACUAGGCGUCUUCGCGACGCUGGUUUUGAUGCCAUGCCACUGUACUCUGGAUACUUUGCCGGGCAGUCUCCCUCAUCGCCACAAGCCUUUUGGGAUAAAUGCACACAUGGAGACGUGUUUCUGCCAGAGGAGUAUUCAGGUGGUAUGGAUAUUCACCCCUUUGAUACCUUAUUUGCCAAGAUUGUCCGUGCAGACCUGGACAAAGAACCACUCAGUCCGGUUGGUAUGGCAUCGAUACAUCAAUUGACUCAAUGGGCAGACGAGAGCCAAUUCAGCAGCUACGAUCAAUGCUGACGGAAUAUUUAUGAAAAUAGAGUAGAAUGGUAUAGAAUUGGCGACUAGAACGGAUGUGUAAUUUGGCCAAAGAGACGACAUCGAGAGCUUGUGUUCAAACAAGAGCCGGUGGAGAAUAGGAAUGAAAGGAAACAGUGGGCCGGACGUAUGCUCCUGCUCUAAGCAGUGACACUCGACGGGCAUCCAGCAAUGUCGUUGUAGAGAUAAGAGUUGGCGACAGAAUAGUAGUCUGCUCCACGGUACUCACCAUAGUUGGUAGCAUACACGGGGUCGAUACUUCUGGCGUACA
Molecule: messenger RNA, 1392 nt
Organism: Protomyces lactucae-debilis
Lineage: Eukaryota; Fungi; Ascomycota; Taphrinomycetes; Taphrinales; Protomycetaceae
Exons: 1
Coding region: 165-1103 (312 amino acids)
Source: RefSeq, a predicted model, not a curated record